Molecule: messenger RNA, 2557 nt
Organism: Megalobrama amblycephala (Wuchang bream)
Lineage: Eukaryota; Metazoa; Chordata; Actinopteri; Cypriniformes; Xenocyprididae
Exons: 6
Coding region: 343-1269 (308 amino acids)
Biological process (GO): T cell activation; interleukin-15-mediated signaling pathway; positive regulation of ERK1 and ERK2 cascade
Cellular component (GO): membrane raft; external side of plasma membrane
Molecular function (GO): MHC class II protein binding; protein tyrosine kinase binding
Source: RefSeq, a predicted model, not a curated record
UUUAACCUGUUGAGGUGUUUACAGAAUGAUUGUAGGUUAAAACUGCCUGAGCUCUUAUUAUUGAACACGUCACCAUAAGAUGCUCUUGAGGGACAGUUCCUAUUACAGUAAAAGUGUACUGUAAAUCAACACAAAAGAAUUAGAGUGGAUAUUAAUAAGAGAGCUGUGAAGCAACACUUCUCCAUCAUGCACUGGCACAGCGUCAUUAUAUAUCAACUGUAGCCGGAUUUAAACACUCAUUCGGUCAGAUCAGAGGAAGUUAACAAACACAGGAGGAGCUGAUGAUGUUUAGAGAAAGAGUUGUGAGCGUAUAAUGAAGAGGAAGACUGACAGAAACAGAAAAUGUCUGAUAAGUGUGAUCUGUGUCUGCUGGGACUGAUCAUUCUCUGCUCACUUCUCACAGGAGCUGGAGAAGAACUUGCGGGAGACGCAGGUAACAGCGCAGAGAAUGGAAGCACACCUGGUGCAGAAAGAGUGACUUUACAAGGACAAAAUCAAGGUACCAGUGGAGUGAAUGAUGCUCAUGUGUUCAUCAGUUCUGGUGAAGAUGUCCGUCUGCGCUGUAAUAAUGCUCUUUCUGACUGCAACUCAACUACAUGGAUCUAUAACAGAUUCAGACAUUCAGUAGCAGUUGAACUGAUUACUUUAGGGAAAAAGAAGAAAGACACAGAGAGACAUGAGAGACUGAGUCUGGGGUCUGACUGCUCUCUGAACAUCAAGAACGUCACAAAAGAAGAUCCUGGAUUUUACAGCUGCCAACAAUAUGUGAAUGACAAACAACAAGGAACUGAUGCACAUGUUUAUCUGCAUGUUCUUCAUGUUUCAUCAUCAUCAUCCUCACAGACUGAGAUCAGUCCAGGUCGCUCUGUGACUCUCUCCUGUCAGUUGUAUUCAUAUGAUGGAGAAUCUUGUGAUCGUUGGGCCCGUUCUGGGGAAAUUCAUCUGUUGUGGGUGAAUCAGUCUGAUGUUGAUCUGAAGACAGACUCCAGAUAUCAAAUAUCAGCUUCAGGACUCUGUAUCAUCAAUCUGACUACAACACUCCUGAAGGAAGAUGACAACAGAGAGUGGAGAUGUCGGCUUACUCACAGAAAUCAAAACAAGACCUCAGUCAGAUACACUGUCAAGUAUUCAGCUCAAGAUGAUUCAACGACAGCAGUGAUUCCAGUCCACACCACAAACUCUCAGGAUCCCUCAACUAUAAAGACACCAGAAACUAAAGGGCCUGAUUCAAGACAUGCAGAUCCAAAAUUAACGUUUUGGGUACUAUAAAGUAUGGGAUGUAAAACCCUGACUUCAUCUCGGCCAGAGGAACAGGCUUUAUUGCAUCCUUCAUCAGGAGGACUGCAAUCUCUGUACGCAGGACAGGGACGCAGCUGAACGCUACUGAAUGGGUUCAGGGUCAACUGGAGAAGGCGAGGGCCAAACUGGAGUGGUUUCACUAGUAAGCUAUCCCAACCUCCAGAGGAAGCGCUGGUGUCGAAAACGAAGGCGACUCUCCACACGGAGAGCUAAGUCAACCAGUUCAUCGAAGCCACUUGGGAUCUCGUGGGUAGCAAUCUUGGAUGUCCUCAUUAAGUCCAGCACGAAACAUAACUCUGCCUGAUGCUGCGUUCCAGUCACAGAAGGAAUUCAAUUGCAAACUCAGUCACUGAAUGUUUUCCUUCAUGUAGCCGUGCCAGCUGAGCCACUGCUUCCUCACCCCGGGCAGACCGGUCGAAUAGCUUGAUCAUCUCAUUAUGGAGCCCUUCAAAAAGGAAGCAGAAAAAGAAGCAUGAGCCUCCCAGACCGAUGUUCCCCGGUCACGGGCCUUUCCUGUCAGCAGGGUUAAUACAUAAGCGACCUUGGUCUGUUCCACCGCAUACCGACGAGGCUAUAGGGCAAAAACCGGGGAGCAUUGAGCCAAAAACGCUCAAGAGUUAUGGUUAGCAUCAUAAGGCGGCGGGUUGUUAGCGUGAGGUUCUUGCUCUCGACGGGGAGGGAAAAAUAAAAGUAGUGGCAUCUGUUCUGUUAGCUGAAGUCUCCCUGCAGAGGUCCUGGAGCUGGGCACUUAGAUCAGCCAACUGAGAUGUUAGGAGCUCAACCUCCUGGUGAUUAAAUAGGAGACUAAAAGACUUAAUUGAUGCAGAACAGGUGGAAAGAGUGAAACAAUAACGAGGUGAUGAAUGGAAUAACAAGGGGGCGGGGAAAAACGCCACAAUGACAGCGCAAACAUGUGCUCCAGACGACAACAACAAACACAUGACAGACAGGAAAAACAGACAGAUCAGCCCAAGGACAUGACAGUUGCAGUGUUGUUGCUCAGACAAUUCUUUUGUACACUGUACAAUUUUUUGUAUAAACUUUAAGAUAAUAAAUACUUCAUAGCUGCUGAACUGUGAAGUGACACCAGUAUCUCAGAGGACCAUCACUGCUGUAAUAAACUUACUGAACUUUCUAUAAAAUCCUCAUCACAAGCAUCAAUUUACUUCAUGAUAAAUAUGGAUAAUUAUGUUAUUAAAUGUGUAAUUUAUCAUUUUAUUAGUAGUAGUUGUUUUUAUAUAUUUGCAGUAAUGCUGAA